Molecule: messenger RNA, 1473 nt
Organism: Saxophila tyrrhenica
Lineage: Eukaryota; Fungi; Ascomycota; Dothideomycetes; Mycosphaerellales; Extremaceae
Exons: 2
Coding region: 1-1473 (490 amino acids)
Source: RefSeq, a predicted model, not a curated record
AUGUCCGGAGGGCAGGCCAGAGUACCGGCGUGGAAGCGUCUGGGACUGAGACUGAAAUAUGCGAAAGAGACUGCUGGGGACUCGACUACAACGAACGAUACAGAAGUUGCGGACGCUGGAGCGGCCAAGGAGGCAGCUCUCAUAGAUGGAGUGCCGGAAAACAAGCGGCCUCAAAAGAAGCGCAAGCUGUCACCCUCCAAGGCUCGCCCAGCUGGUCAGGAUGAAGCAAUGGCUAAGGUUGCCGCCCCGGUACGAGACCAUAAGUUCGCCAACGAGAACGCUGUUGUAUCUAGCACAGAGACUGGUGAGCCCGCACAGUACAUUCACCCAGAUCAUCCGACAGAUGAGCAACUAGGACCAAGCAGAAAAUCAGUCACAUUCACUUCCGACACAAAAGGCGACGACGGCUUCAGCGCGAAGGCUCUUUUCAAGCAGUCAACCACAUCCGGCCAAUCGUCCACCUCAGGAGAAGCAGCCAACGAGGACAGCGCCACACCGAAUUCGAAGAAAGCGAAAAGGAAGGCCCGAUCUCAGGCUCAGAAACGCGCCGCGGACAACCAAGACUCAGGACCUCCGGAAUACGUGCGAUACCUGGACCUCUAUGCGAACGACAAAGCCAGCUGGAAGUUCAACAAGAAGAAGCAGACAGACCUUCUCAAGAAUAUCUUCAAUCUCGACCAUCUGCCAGCUCAGCACGAUCAAGCGAUUCUGCAGUACGUGGAGGGAUUACAGGGCGCUGCCGCUCGCAAACGGGUUGCCGAAAGUGCCGAAGCGGUGCUCAAAGGCGUGGCGGAGAAAGAAAGCGAGGGCGAAGGGCUGGAGAGCAUGGAGUCUGCGGAGGCACGGAGGCGAGCUUAUGCUUCUGCUCUCAAGCGGCAGAUCGAGCGCAACGAGCGGUUGAAGACUGGCAGAAGCGAGUAUGAUGUGGAACAGCUGGAGGAGCUGCAGCAGGAUAUGGAAGUGGCGAAGAGAGCUGACAAUCUUUUCGACAUGCUUCAAAAGGAGCUCCAUCCAGAGGAAGGCUCCGUCACAGCCGCGCCAACACCGGUACCAACGGCACCAACGGACAGCACUUCACAACCAUCAACCACCACCGACAACACAUCCAAACCCACAACAUCAAAGCGCAAGAGCCGCAAAUCGCGGACCAAAGCAUCUUCCUCCGACGACUCUAGCAGCGACAGCGAAGACGACAAGCCACCGGCCAAAAGCCCACGAACGAUCAGAGAAGCGAUAAGACCGUCAGCGAUACCUGAAAUGCAUUUCCGGGACGGCCGUUCGCUGGAGCAGCUGCCUUCUGGGAAGAGGGUCAUUUUCGAUGAUGAUAUGCUUGAUGAGAUGUUUCCGAAGAAGACAUACGGUGACCCGGCGGUGGGGCGGAAUGGAGCGGGUGCAGGUGGGCGUGGGAAGGAGGAGAGUGAGAGCAGUAGUGAGGAUGGUAGUAGUGAGAGUGAUAGUGAGGAGGCGUCGUGA